Scophthalmus maximus (turbot) is the source of this 3556-nucleotide messenger RNA. RefSeq names its product inactive dipeptidyl peptidase 10. NCBI's taxonomy places the organism in Eukaryota, Metazoa, Chordata, Actinopteri, Pleuronectiformes, Scophthalmidae. Gene Ontology annotation, biological process: proteolysis. The coding region runs from base 192 to 2561 and encodes 789 amino acids. The record is from RefSeq and is a predicted model, not a curated record. The transcript has 25 exons. Gene Ontology annotation, molecular function: serine-type peptidase activity; dipeptidyl-peptidase activity.
GAGAGAGACCACCAGCUCAGCUCAGCUCAUCGAGGCAAACUUGCGAGAACCUGCAGGGGGGAAAAAAAACUCCGCAAGCUUCUGCAAGAAAGGAGAAGAAGAGGAGGAAGAGGAAGAGGAGGAAGAGGAAGAGGAGCGCAUCAGUGCAGCUGCUCGGCGACAGAAGCGGCGGCGCUUGUUGCGGAUUAACGAUGAUUGCCACAACUCAACAAAACAUGACCACGGAGCUGGACCUGGGGAGUUCCGACGGUCCCCCGCGGAACUGGAAGGGCAUAGGAAUCGCCAUGGUGGUGAUCGUGGCGGUUAUGUCCCUGGUCAUUCUCUCCGUCAUCCUCCUCACGCCUGAUGAAUCCCACUUGUUGCUCCGCUCCCAUCUCACCAUGGAGGAUCUGGAGAGCGAGGACUUCAAGGUCCACGACCCCAGCGUGGCGUGGUUGAACGAAAACGAAGUGGCUGUCCGCACCCGAGAGGGACACGUCCUGUCGUUCAGCCUCAACAGCAACCUCACCGCGACGCUGCUGGACAACAGCUCCCUGGAUCUGUCCACCACUAAAUUCCAAGUGUCCGCAGACAAGAGUUUUGUCCUCUUGGCGUACAACAUUCAACCGGUGUUCUCUCAGUCCUUCACUGCCUCCUAUGCUAUCUACAAUGUGGCUAAUGGGGAUCUGCUGGAGCUGAGACCUCCGGACAGGCCGAAGGCGGCGCUCCACUACGCUUCCUGGGGGCCUCAGGGGAACCAGCUGGCCUAUGUGUUUGACGGAGAUAUCUACUACAAACCGAGUGUGACCGGCAAACCGCUGCGCCUCACGACCACCGAGCGGGGGCAGAGAGUGGCGAACGGGAUCUCCGACUGGACUUAUGAGGAGGAGGUGCUCCUGUCUUAUGUGGCCCACUGGUGGUCGAUGGACGGGGCCCGGCUGGCGUACCUCAGCAUCAACAACUCUGCCACGCCUGUGAUGGAAGUACCUCAGUUCUUAGGCGGUCUCUAUCCGUCCAACAUGCUCUUCCCCUAUCCCAAGGCCGGAUCAAGCAUCCCAUCAGUCAGUCUGUUUGUGGUGAAUCUGUACGGUCCGGCUCACACCCUGGAGAUGAUGCCUCCCGACUCCCUCAGGACCAGAGAGAGCUACAUCUCCAUGGUGACCUGGAUCAGCAGCACGCGCCUCGCGGUCCGUUGGCUGAACCGCGCCCAGAACCAAUCAGUGCUGUGCGUGUGCGAGGCCACCACAGGGGCCUGCUCCGAGAAACACAAAAUGGCCAUGGACAUUAUGCAAAACCAACGACAGGGCGUCCCACUGUUCUCUGCCGACGGCUCCGUGUUUUACACCAUCCUGCCAGCGAAGCAAGGCGCUCGUGGGGAGUUUCACCACGUCGCCGGCCUCUCGGCGCAGCCGGCCGUCCCGUCCGUCCCCCCUCGCUUCUUGACAUCGGGGAGCUGGGACGUCACCUUGCUCUGCGCCCUGGACGAGAAGGCUGGAAAAAUCUACUUCCUGAGCACAGAGGAGUCGAGGCAGAGCCGACACCUCUACAGCGUGGACCUGGAUGGAGUGUUUCAGCGCCAGUGCAUCUCCUGUAACCUCAUCGAUGGAUGCCGCUUCUUCAGAUCUGAGUUCAGCCCCAAUCAAACCCACUUCACCCUCUACUGCUUAGGCCCUGGAAUCCCCAAAGUGACAGUUCACAGUAUAAAGGACCCCUCAAGAUUCGUCGUCUUGGAGGAUAACAGCCCACUGGCGAGAGCCUUGGAGGACAAGAGGCUCCCUGAGACUCUGUUCAGGACGCUCCCGGCAGACAACCACGACCUGCACCUGAAACUGUCUCUACCUCGGGGUUACGAGGCCAACCUGCACCCUCUCCUCAUCAUUGUAGACGGCGUUCCCGGCAGUCAGUCGGUGACCGAGGAAUUUGCCCUGGACUGGCCUCAGGUCCUCUCCAGCUCGCAGAAUGUGGCCCUGGCCUGGGUGGACGGCCGGAGCGGCGUCGGCCGCGGACAGAGAACCGCCGCUCUGGAUCCGCGCAAGCUCGGCGCGCUCCGAGUCAAGGACCUCCUGGGAGUCGUAGAGUUGCUGAUGCAGCUGCCGUACAUCGACGACCGUCGGAUGGCCCUCUACGGCAAGGCCUUUGGUGGUUAUUUAACUCUCAAGAUGUUAGCGGCGACAGACAAGCUCUUUCAGUGCACAGCAGCCUGGGCACCAAUAACUGACUUCAGGCUUUACAGUGCUGCAUUCUCAGAGAGAUAUCUCGGCCUUCCAGCCAAGGAGGAGCACGCGUACUCGACCGCCUCUUUGCUGGAGGAGGUGAACAAGCUGAAAGAUGAGAAUUUCCUUAUUCUGCAUGGAACUGCCGACGCGAGGGUCCACUUCCAGCACAGCGCCGAGCUCCUGAGCCGACUGGUGAAGGUGGAAGCCAACUACUCACUGCAGCUGUACCCAGACGAGGGCCACGACCUGAGGGAGCCCCGCAGCGUGCAGCACUUCCAGCGGACAGUGGUGAACUACCUCCACACCUGCCUGAGGCAGAGCGCUCUCCUCGAGCCCGCGGAGCACGAAGACGAGGAAGAGGACUGAGCCCAGAGCUUCCCUCCCCUCCUUCGGGAAGGACUCUCUUCCGACCGCGUGCCAUUUUAUGCAUUGCCUUGGGUCGGACUACCAGGCGCAGGGGCACAGGAGUGGGGACCAAGCGCAUCAGAAUCACCUCCUACGACUUCUGGAAGAAUUGAUGUACUGUAUACCUUGUCGCACACAAUUAUUUCUGUUACACUGUAUGUUUGAGACGCGGUUUGUUUACAAUAAUUUUACUCGAGAUGAUGUGGACCAGAGGACUACAGAUUCUGACAAAAAAAAAGUUUACAAAGACUUGAGAACAUGCAUGUCUUAAACGGCUGCAUGGUGUCGAUUAGUUUACAUUUUAUUCUCUGUGUUUUGCAGAGUUUCAAUUUAUAGAUUUACAGCAGAUUCCAGUCAUAUGAAAGUCAAACACUGAAUCCAAGAGAUUUGAAUCCUACAAAUGAAGAUUAACAGGCAAACUGUUCUUGCCUGGCCUCUGCAGACUUUACAAUCUUCAAGAUGUGAUUAUAAAAUCUAAGUGUUUAUGGGUCUUCUGUACAGUGUGCUCCUGACUUUCUUCCUGACUGUCAGAUGAAGCAUAUUGAUCCUUCUAAAUGUGCCAAAUAAAAGUUUAUCCACUGGUUUUUAUUCAUAUUACUUGCAUAAUGCCAUUAAGAAUGAGUACUCAGCUAAAACUAUGAAUGCCACAAGCUUCAAUUUCAAGAAAUACUACGAGAAUCUCUGUCAAGGCCAGUAAAGUAGGUUUCAGUUUUUUUUGUCUUUUGUCUUUUGUUUUUCUUGGCAUUUGAGCCAUUUCUUGUCGAUUGCUGAAUUCAGUUAUUGCGUUGGACAAACUGUUGAGCCAUUAUGUUACAAUCCACACAGGAAUUGGGGUUGACAAUCAAGCUGUCGACCAAAUCAUACUGGUAAACUGCAUGCAGGUGGUUUGGAAAAUGAAUGUCCGACUCAAUUAAACAACCAGCUACUCCCCCCCCCCCCCCCCCCCCCCUUCCUGA